Zasmidium cellare ATCC 36951 is the source of this 1494-nucleotide messenger RNA. RefSeq lists its product as uncharacterized. The record is from RefSeq and is a predicted model, not a curated record. The transcript is spliced from 3 exons. Lineage: Eukaryota; Fungi; Ascomycota; Dothideomycetes; Mycosphaerellales; Mycosphaerellaceae. Gene Ontology annotation, molecular function: FAD binding; oxidoreductase activity. Bases 1 to 1494 code for a protein of 497 amino acids.
AUGCCGUGUUCAUCCUGGCACUUUGUCUCUGCAAAAGCUGCUUUCUGUCAAAAUGAAACCCAGCAAGAUCUCGCGCAGCUUCUCUCACACAACGCCACCGUGAGCAGCAACAUUCCGGCAAACUUUCGAUGGAGUACAUAUGAUGAGCCGAACCCCGCUCUAUACAUAACGGCGGCGACAGAGGGAGAUGUAGCUCAAGUGGUUCGCUACGCCAAUAGACACAACUACCCUUUCCUUCUCCAGAAUGGAGGUAACGGCUGGGCGGACACAUUCAACCUGAGUGGUUGCGGUCUAAUGAUAGACAUCAGCAAUCUCAAUCAGGUCACUUUCAACCACGACGAAACACAAGCAACCAUCCAAGGAGGCAUCACAGUGCGAGAGCUGGUCGCAGCCGCAGCGAGCAGGAGCGCUAGAAUUGGAACCGCCACGUGCAACUGCCUCGGGUUCCUUGGCGCAGCCUUGGGCGGAGGUCAGAGUCGAAUCGACGGACUCUAUGGCUUGAGCGUAGACCAACUCAUCUCCGCAACGGUGGUCUUAGCAUCCGGAGAAGUCGUCCAAACCAGUGCCACUUACCAUCCAGAUCUUUGGUGGGCCAUCCGUGGAGCGGGUCCUAACUUUGGCAUCGUCACUUCAGCGGUGGUCAAGGUGUAUCCGAUACCAGCGGGACAGAACUACGCCUGGCAGGCCAGCAUCACUCUCUCUCGGGACCAGAUCAGACCCCUGAUGGAGGUACUCAGCACGUUGAAGCUCACACCAGAGAUGGAGUUCGACUUCUACUUUGCCACAUCUGGAGCACCGUCAUAUACUCCAGCCAUUGUCGUCGUGCCAUUCUACGUCGGCGAUGAGUCUGCCGCCCGCACAGCCUUCGCUCCAAUCCUCAAUCUGAACCCCGUAAAUAUCACCGGCGGCGAGCUACCCUACGAACAGUGGAAUUCAGCAGGCGACUCCUUCUGCACCCGAGGGGGCCGCAAGCCAGCAUAUGGAGCCUCGACCGCGCGUCUCGAUGUCGACACUUGGGUUGAGGUUUUCCACUCCUACGAGGCCUUCAUAGCGUCGAACCCUACUGCCUUCGGUACAAGCUCGACCAUCCUCUCAGAAAACUAUCCGCGACCAAACACUUCCCUCGAGUCUGCCCUGACGUCUUCGUACCCGUGGCGAGACCUGGGCCGCCACCAUAUCAUCUUGCCAAGCUAUACCGAUCCUGCUUUGGACGAACAAGCUACUACGUGGGCUGCGAGCGUGAGGUCGAUGCUGUGGGCGACGGCUGGUACAGCUCAAAACAGCAGGUCGGUCUCAAUCCCUCAAAUGCCCUUGAACAUCGUACUGACAAUAAGAUUCUCCAGCUACAUCAAUUUUGCCCACGGGGACCAAAGUCUUUCGACGAUGUACGGACAAAGCUUGCCGCGAUUGCAACAGCUGAAAAGAAUAUACGAUCCGUGGAAUCGGUUUGACCAGUGGUUUCCGUUGUUUCGAAGGGGGGACUAUUGGCCCUGA